GCAGACAGAGGGAGGUGGGUAAGUGGCAGUGGAGGGGGCCGUGUUUUGAACAAUAACUUAGAGACUUUAUUAAGCCAGCUAAAGACCAGCAGCACGCUUCUCCUGCAGGCUCGCGGUGUUUGCGAAGAGAGGUCCUCUGUUGCCUGGCGUUGUUACUUGCGAAGAGAGCGGCCCAAUGCUGCCGAGCGGAGCCAGGCCCCGCGGAGAGUUCAUUACAUUGUUUUUAUCAGCAGCGCCACUUAAACGGCUAAUGAGGCGCGUGUAAUCGGUGACAGUCGCUGCUCCUGCGUAUUAAAGUAAAAAGAAGCAGCAGAGUUUUCUCCUCGGCUGCUUAGAUUUGUGAGCCGUGUUUUCAGGAGCACGGCGCGUAAACGUUAGCUGACUGAAUACCAGCUUAGCUAACGACAUUAAAAAUAAUGACUUCCAGGAGGACAGGCUAUGCUGGAAGCAUGGACUCCUCCUCUCCGUCAAACAGCGGCAGCGGCAGCUCAGUGCACGGUGGAAAUCGCAAACAAAGCACGGUCAGCAUUCCCGACAGGAUCGAGUCUUGCUACGAUCGCAAAGCGGACAAGGGUGGAUACGGAGCCUCGCAGGGCAGCGUGACUGUAACGUCGCUCAAAUCGCGUCUGGCCCCGACCAUUCAAACCGCCAUGUCCGCAGCAGUGGACACUCUGCUCGGCGAAGUUGUGCUGGUGCUCAAUGAGACUCAGCAGGAGUUGUUGCAUAAGGAGCAGGAGAAUGAAAGGCUCAAAGUGCGCCUGGAAGUGUCCGAAAGGGAGCUGAAGACCCUACAGGAGUGUCUGUGCAGUGCUCAGAAGCUCAUAGAUCAGCUGCAGGUGUCGUACACGGGCCCCCAGUCAAUCAGUCAGUCAGUGUUUGGUCCAUCGCUGUCAUCCAUGGCUGCGAUGACUUUGGACAGGGACCACCAGAACACCAGAAAUGUGAACGGGGCAGGUGUUGACUUGGGUCUUGGUGGCUCUGUGGAUGAGUCGCUCCACGGGUUUGAACCAAGAGAUGAAUACAAAAUGUGCCAGCUUUCAAUUCAACCAGAUGGGUCUGUGACCAACCACCCUCUGGACUCUUUUGCAUCCAACACAUCUCAUAUGUGCUCUGAUUCCAGCAGACCAGAUGAGAGGCAGUCUCAAGCACCUGGUGGAGCACCCAGAUUUGAGAUCAAAGAGGAGCAGGGACCAGGUUCAGGCUCUGCUCAGCCCAGCAGGAAGGACAAUAUAGCGGGGGAUGGAGAACGAACAUCACAUAACGUGGGGGAUCUUGGCUAUGGUCAAGUUGGAGGAGAGGCAAGUUCCCAGCGUUCUUUUUCUCACCCACUACGUCACCAAAGACCCAUGCGAGAAUGCAGCAGUGCCUUGCAGGGCGGACUUGAUGGACAGAAACAGUUAGCUAGGACUCCUGGAGCAGGGAGAGGUGACAGCGUUUCACCAGGCGGAGCAGAGGACUCUGCAGGACCUUCAGCCCCCGACACAGCAGUGGUUGAGCCCCCUGGAGAUCGGCCUCACCAUUGCUUGGAGUGCGGAAAGACCUUCCGUUUGAUAUCCAGCCUGAAGAAGCACAUCCGCAUCCACACAGGUGAGAAGCCCUACCCGUGUGGAGUCUGCGGCCGUCGAUUCCGUGAGUCAGGGGCACUUAAAACCCACCUGCGCAUACACACAGGUGAGAAGCCGUACUCUUGCUCUGAGUGCGGAAACUGCUUCCGCCACUUGGAUGGUCUGCGCAAACACCGGCGCACGCACACAGGAGAGAAACCCUACGUGUGUGCCAUCUGUGGGAAGCGGCUGAGUCGCCUGCAGCACCUGAAACACCAUCAGCUUAUCCACACUGGAGAGAGACCGUGCUGCUGCCCUUUCUGCAACCGCAGCUUCAAAGAACCUGCAGCUCUACGGAAACACAUCCGCACACACCGGGAGGAAGGCGGUCACAUGGGAAUUGGUGCCAGUGACGACACCGACCCGGACGCCAUGGACGACAUUAAUAACCUCCAUCCUGCAGCUCCAUCUCCACAGAUGAGGUUUGGAGAGUGGGGAGCUGAGGAGGAUGACAGCUCAGUUGUGGACUGUGUGUAAAAAGCAAGGACUAAUGUGUUUGCAUAGUUUGUCGACACGCUGGACCAUGAGGUCACCAUUCUUCCUUGGUGUUAGGGUGACGAGCCAGGCUACAUAUGUGGAGUUUAGCUUAUCUAAGAUAUCCAUGUUUUACACUUUUAGAUGUGAAAUUUGUCUUAAAAUUACCACAGUAUAUUCAACAGCAACUGUUCUUUUAUACGGAUAUUUAUGAAGCAGAAAAAGUAGUGUACAAAAUGCUCUUGGUGCAGGAAGUUUCUGGAUUGCCCACUUCUGGCAACAACAAGCUAAAAAGGUAAAGGAUAAAGAAGUUCUGGUCAUGAAUUUAUAAAAAGCUUACAAUAAAUGGAAAAUUUAGGCAUAGCUCUCUCAUCCUUAAUGUUGCAGACAAAUGUGCAGACAUUUAACUGCAGUAUAGUUUGUAGGAUUUUUUUUUUUUUGUUGUCUUUUUUUUAUCUUGAUAAAUUGAUCAGAUUUUGGUAUAUAUCCAUCCAUUCUCUUCCGCUUAUCCUUUUCAGGGUCGCGGGGGGGGGCUGGAGCCUAUCCCAGCUGUCAUAGGGCGAGAGGCAGGGUACACCCUGUACAGGUCACCAGCCUGUCACAGGGCUAACACAAACUGACUGACAACCAUUCACACCUAUUGGGAACGUGCUAGUUGCCGAGUGAAUUUAAUGUGGACAUUUUCAUUUCCCUCAACUGAAGUAGCAGAUUAGUCUCAACUUUGCCUAGACAGUGUAAACUGGCAGUUUUAUAGCCACCAAAACUGAAGAUGUCAUGGGAUAUUAACAUCUCCCACCUUUGCUCCCUCCAGUUUUCAUCCUCACGCUGUAUUUUAUGGCAGACGCAUACACACAAGCUGAAAGUUUCAGCGAUCGUGUAUGAAGUUCUGCCCAGUCUGUCAGGUUUGAAAUGCAUCCUUUAUGGACAUGUUACGGUGCAUGAUUUUGGUAUGAUCGGGCAGUCAUUUCAUUUAGGUGUAGUCAUCUGAUUUCCUUCACUGACAGUUUAAAACAUCAGAUGCUUUAUCGCCCUCUGUAGGUGGAUGCAGUAGCAUUUUAUUCUAAAAAUCUGCUGCUUAAAAAAAAAAACAAAAAAAACUUCAGUACAUUUGUUGUUAUAAAAGACUAAUAAACCAAAAGCUAAAGUGUAGUUUCAAGUACAAUGUGCGUGUGUCAUCAUGAAGCAUGAGCUGUUUUUCAAUCAGCUGCCACCCCAUUCUCUCUCCCUCUCUCAUCCUGCUCUGCUCUCUUAUCUCUUCUCCUCACUGUGCAGAGCCCUCAUCAGCCUGCAAUUGUUAUAUUAUCAAACGGAAGUUAUCUGUGUCAAAGACAUCCUGUUUUGAAGGAAUCACUCCGUGCAUUUGUUUGUUUACUAAAUUAUACAGGAUUAGUUGAAGACAAUGAGCUGGCAUCUUUAUGUACACACAUCAGGAGCUUAAACGCUCUCAUUCUCUCUCCUCUCUAAAUACCAUCUCUCUGUGGACCACAAUCUAGCAUUCCUUUUUUUUUCUUUUUUUUUUUUUCUUAUCAUCACGCUGCUACCGUAUGUCUCGAAAGCCUUUGCUUUCCUGGACUUGUGUCAUUGUUACUAGGCAGUUACUAGCAAUUACUGGUAGACAGACUUUGGUGCUUGCAUGUGCAUAUCUGUUUCCUCUGCUGGUAACAAUCCCUCAUGACUGUUUGUGUAUAUAAGAGUGUAGCUUUAGCAUUUUUUUUGCUUUCUUAAGGGUUGUGGUUGAGUUAAUGUGCAACAGUUUGUUUGUUUUUUUUUUAAAGGAAACACAUGAUGUGCUUCAAACAGCAGUAUACUAACAUACAGUGUAAAUGUAUAUAACCCAGUUACAUUUGUUCCUGAUGCUACUUUGCAUCAGGCGUAACAGCCGAGCAUUAAUCUUCUGAGCCUUUUGAGCUAAACUGUCUGGUGUUUAUUUAACAUGUAUACUACUAUAAUGACCUCCAUGUAACUAUUCUGUGUACAUUUACAAAGUGCAAGUCAUCUUAAAAUGACACUACAGGUGUUAAAUAUUUGUCACUGUGUAUACCAAGAUGGUAGUCUCUGACCCCAGAUGAGCAUAUUUAUUGUUUUUUUGUAUUACACAUGUGUGGGGUGGGGGGAGGGGGGCCUUUGCAUGUAGGUUUAACAGAAAUGGCAUUAUUCCCUAAGAAAUCAGUGUUAAAUGUGAAAUGAAUUACUUUAUG
Molecule: messenger RNA, 4276 nt
Organism: Archocentrus centrarchus (flier cichlid)
Lineage: Eukaryota; Metazoa; Chordata; Actinopteri; Cichliformes; Cichlidae
Product: zinc finger protein 16-like
Exons: 2
Coding region: 417-2081 (554 amino acids)
Biological process (GO): regulation of gene expression
Cellular component (GO): nucleus
Source: RefSeq, a predicted model, not a curated record